Messenger RNA from Tyto alba (common barn owl), 4688 nucleotides. It is a transcript of the gene SEMA4D, whose product is annotated as semaphorin 4D. The record is from RefSeq and is a predicted model, not a curated record. Bases 637 to 3204 code for a protein of 855 amino acids. Lineage: Eukaryota; Metazoa; Chordata; Aves; Strigiformes; Tytonidae. The transcript is spliced from 16 exons. Gene Ontology annotation, molecular function: semaphorin receptor binding; chemorepellent activity. Gene Ontology annotation, biological process: axon guidance; negative regulation of transcription by RNA polymerase II; positive regulation of GTPase activity.
GGGCCCCGCCGGCGGCACCUCCCGGGGGUGGGGAAUACGGGUGCGAGGCGUUUUCGGGAAACGGCCCCGCCGUUUCCAAGUGCCAGCCCCGGUUGCCGUUGGCGGGUCCGGGCACCGGGGGGAGGCUGCUGCCUGCGGGGAACCGCCGUCCCCCGCUCGAGGAGUAGCAGGACGCUGGACUGGGCGCUCGCUGUUGGGAAGCCGGCUGCGUAUGUUUCGAAGAGCUAUCGUAUGCCGUUCUGUUUUUCAGCUGUCAGAAGAGUUUAAAUCAGAAAGGACGUGUUUCUGACAUCUCACCAGCUCCAGGGGUGUGUGGGAGGCUCCAAGGGGCGGCAGUAUCAUUUAUUUCUGCAACGAAACAGAAGAAUGCACUCAGUCGUGCUUCUCAGCAGCUCUGCAGCCUGUGGAGAGUGUGGGCAGUCUCUGUAUGCAGCAUCCUGGAAAAUGUGCGUUCCCUUGAAGUGAUCUGCUGAAAAGCACGUACUUGUACGGUUGUUCCCAGCCUGCCUUUUUGCACUGCUCUUGAGGUCUGAAAUGCCUGGUCUCUAAUACUGCCUGGGAUUUGCAUUUCUUCUGCCAAAGAGACGCUACCUGCAGCAGUUAUCCAAGGAGCCCUGUAGAGCAAGGACACUGAAGAUGGCUCUGUGUGCUUUUUACGCAGUUUGGGGUUUGUUACUGGAAGUGGCAGUUGCAUUUGGCCCAGUACCGAGGAUCACUUGGGAACACAGAGAAGUUCAGCUAAUACAUUUUCAUGAAUCAGAAGCAUCCAACUAUUCAACCCUGCUGUUAAGUGAAGACAAAGAUGUUCUAUAUGUAGGAGCCAGAGAAGUGAUCUUUGCAUUAGAUGCAGUGAAUAUCGCUGAAAAGCAGCAUGAGUUACACUGGAAGGUCACAGAAGAUAAAAGGACUAAAUGUGCAGUGAAGGGCAAAUCAGAACAGACAGAGUGUCGUAAUUAUGUGCGUGUCUUGCAACAGCUGAAUGAUACUUUUCUCUAUGUAUGUGGAACCAAUGCGUUUCAGCCAACAUGUGAUUACCUGAACUUAAUGUCAUUUGAACUUGGAGGUAAAAAUGAAGAUGGUAAGGGCAGAUGCCCAUUUGAUCCUGCUCAAAGCUACACAUCUGUUAUGAUUGAUGAGGAGCUUUAUUCCGGGACAUCUUACAAUUUCUUGGGAAGUGAACCUAUCAUUUCACGGCACUCUCAUCAGAGCCCUCUGAGAACAGAGUAUGCAAUACCUUGGCUUAAUGAGCCCAAUUUUGUUUUUGCUGAUGUGAUAAGAGCAGAUCAAAACAGCACAGAUGGAGAAGAUGACAAGAUAUACUUCUUUUUCACUGAGGUGUCUGUGGAGUAUGAAUUUGUUGGAAAACUGAUGAUUCCAAGAAUAGCUAGAGUGUGCAAGAGGGACCAAGGAGGAUUAAGGACCUUGCAGAAAAAAUGGACUUCCUUUCUCAAGGCCAGAUUAAUUUGUACCAUCCCUGACAAGAAUUUAAUUUUCAAUAUUAUCAAUGAUGUUUUUAUUCUCAAGUCUCCAACUUUGAAGGAACCAGUGAUAUAUGGAGUCUUCACUCCACAACUGAAUAAUGUGGGGCUGUCAGCAGUGUGUGCAUACAAUCUGUCUACUGUAGAGGAGGUUUUCUCAAAAGGAAAAUACAUGCAGAGUGCUACAGUAGAACAGUCUCAUACAAAGUGGGUACGAUACAAUGGUGAAAUUCCUAAUCCACGACCUGGUGCGUGCAUAAACAAUGAAGCCAGAGCAUCAAACUACAUGAGUUCUCUGAAUUUACCAGACAAAACAUUGCAGUUCGUUAAAGAUCAUCCUCUAAUGGAUGACUCGGUGACUCCAAUGGGAGACAGACCUCGACUAGUAAAACGUGAUGUGAAAUAUACCCAGAUUGUAGUAGACAGAGUCAGAGCACUCAAUGGCAGCAUAUAUGAUGUCAUGUUCAUCAGUACAGAUCAAGGAGCCCUGCACAAAGCUAUCAGCUAUGAAAAUGGAAUGCAUAUUAUUGAAGAAACACAGCUUUUUCCAAACUUUGAACCAGUCCAAACUCUCUUGCUUUCAUCCAAAAAAGGCAGAAGAUACCUCUAUGCUGGUUCAAAUUCUGGUGUGGUUCAGUCUCCGGUGGCAUUCUGUGACAAGUACACCACUUGUGUUGACUGUGUUUUAGCAAGGGAUCCUUACUGUGCUUGGAGACCCCUUGAAGCUUCCUGCAUUGAUAUUUUUAAAGAAAGUAAAAUUGAAAGGAACUGGAUUCAGAACAUAGGUGGAGAUGCAUCAUCUUGUUCUGAUAAAGUAAGAGAGAAUUCCCUACAGCAUACAUUCAAGCAUGGGAGCACAGCAGAACUCAAGUGUUCUCAAAAGUCCAAUCUGGCACAGAUAGUUUGGAAGUUCAAAGACGACGUGCUGAGAGUGGAGAGUCCCAAGUACCGUCUGCUGGAAAAGGCACUGCUCAUCUUCAAUUUAUCAGAAGGAGACAGCGGUGUUUACCAGUGUUUGUCAGAAGAAAAAGUGAAGAAUAAGAAAUUUUCUCAGGUGCUGGCUAAGCAUAUUUUGGAACUGAAAAAGAUGCAGCACACCACGGUGGGCCCCACUGCAGCAGCUGCACCAACAGAAGGUAAUAGUGAUGUGCCGAAAGUGUCAGCUGUAUCAACCGAGGGGUCUACUGCUCACAUCUCGGCCACUCACACGGUACCGGUAACGACAGCCAGGAUAAUAACAAAGCCCAUUGGCCCUGUCCUAACAAGUGCAGCCUCCAACACAGACCUCUUCAAUUCAAUUCCUGAUGCGGUCCCAGAAAAGACGAUGUUCCUCAAGUCAAACGAUAACUUCCUGUUGAUGUUCCUCUUCCUCUUCUUUUUUAUUCUCUUCUUGUGCCUGCUCUCCUACAACUGUUACAAAGGGUACUUGCCAGGGCAGUGCUUGAAAUUCCGCUCUGUCUUGCUGCUUGGUAAGAAGAAAACGAAGUCCGAUUUUUCUGAUUGCGAGCAAAGCGUGAAGGAGACGCUGGUGGAGCAGGGCAGUGUCAGCCACCAGAGCGGGGAGCAGCCAAAGCCGGCGCACGACACCGGCUACGAGACUGAGCCUGACUGCGGGAAUGGCCAGCUGCAGCUUGGGGACCCGCAGGCACCCCGAGAGGCCAGGGACAAGCCCUUCGAUGUCAAGUGUGAGCUCAAGUAUGCCGACUCGGACGCGGAGGGGGAGUGAAGGCGCCGGUCGUCCGUUUCAGUGGUGGAAGCCAGCUGUGGUGCUGCGGGUAGCUGUUUGAGCACGGAGAGCACGGGUGGUGUGGCAGCUGAGCCGCGGCGGGGUUUACAUGCUUAAGCUGUACAGCGAGCCAAUGUGCGUUCAGAUCUUGCCAGAUUAGAGAAGCGGUGUUCUUGUCUGCAGACCAUAGGCUCUUGUGUUGUAUUGUCUGGGGUUUUUUCGUUGUUGUUUUUGGGGUUUUGUUGUUUGUUUGUUUUUUUUGUUUUUUUGUUUUUUUUUAAUAAUGGCCAGUUUCAGAUCACCACUUGUUUGUUCCCAGUUUUUACCCCCACUGAGCGCUUCACUUCAGUGAACAGUUACUUGCUUGUUCUUCAGCCCUGUUCUUCCAUAGGAUAAAAGUAACUUUCUAAUUCAGUUGGCUUUAAAAAUUACUUCAGUCUACACAUUUUUAGCUGCCAUUACAAAAAGACCUAGUUUCAUUUUAAUUCCAAAUUGGAAAUUAAGUUUAGUUUAUCAGAUUGGUAAAUUAUAGACUUUUGUCCAGAUUGGGACAUUUUUUUUUCUUUGCUUCUAGUGAUUAUUUUCAGUUUUAUGCAUUGUGUUUUGGCACACUAGGUCUCUUUAGUUGAUUAAAGUUAAUUUUUUAACUGUUUGUUAAGUAUCUUAGAUUUUUAAGGUAUAAUGGGGAUAGCGUUGGCUUGAUUUGUGUAAGACUCUCAGGGAUAAUCUUGUUUAAAGGCUUUUUUCUUUGCUGCUUUCUAGAAAUUUAGGUACAACAGUAUCAGUACAAAACAUGGAGUAAGUGGGGUUAGGGGAGGGAGGAAAAGAUAGAUUUAGUAAUGCUUUUCCUUUUUUUUUUUUUUUCUUCCCAUCCCCCUCAUCUUAACCAGCAAGCUGGAUAUAGUCACAUUCUAUUUUCUAUACAAAACUGGAAUUUUUUUUGUUUUGUUUUCUUGCCUUUUUUCUUUCUUUUUUUUUUUUUCCUCUAAUGAAACAGUACAGGCAAGCAGCUCUCAGCUAGCAGUGACACAGAGGUUUUUUGCACUGUGGAAGAAAAACAGGAAUCGAGAAGAAUUAACUACAAUAAUUCAUCUAGUGUGUCGCUGGAAUGGACUGUUAGGAUACAGCCUGAUGAGAAAACAUUGCCCAUUUUUUUUUUUUUUCCUUAUUUUCAAAUUCAUAAAUAACUUAGCUUCUUUUUGUGACAAAUCUUUGCAGCGUCACCCUUUCUGGCUGAUACCUUCCAAUCUCCUAUGCAACUGGAGACUGAAACUGGAGCUGCUUAAACAAUCAAUCGUUUGAACUGUUUAUGUGAAUCAUGCCUGCAAACGUGAAAGUGUGCAUUUGUUCUCAGCCUGGUUCACAGCAGCACUGUUUGUCUGUAAAAGCAAUUUGUGCGGUACAGUCCUGAAGAAAUUGUUCCUCUCACUGCAUCUUUCUGUAAAUAUUGCUAGAAGUAGAAUACAUUUAAACAGUAAAUAGCA